AAGAGCGACUCCAAUCAGCACCGCUGCUCCUGGCUCAGUUUCCCUGGCUGACGUCAGCUGACUGCCUCGGCUCUCCGCUCUCUCUCUCUCUCUCCGCUGCUCCGGACACAGCGCCGUGGAAAAAUGCUGCUCUCUGCGCCGCCAAGGACAGGAAUCAACCCAUACAACGGAUACACCGGCAAAAACACCAAGAGGCAGACGUAUGUGUCCCCCUCCAACCAUCAGAUGGCUCCUCCAAGCCCCAACCACAACAACAAUAGCAACUCCACCAACAAUUCGAUGAGCAAUGGCAGCAGCAGCAACAACGGUGGAGACCAGCUGAGCAAAACAAACCUGUACAUCCGUGGCCUCCACCCAGGGACCACAGACCAGGAUCUGGUCAAGCUCUGUCAGCCGUAUGGGAAAAUCGUAUCCACCAAGGCCAUCCUGGACAAGACAACCAACAAGUGCAAAGGCUAUGGCUUUGUCGACUUUGACAGUCCGGCCUCUGCUCAGAAAGCGGUGACGGCGCUGAAGGCGGGUGGGGUGCAGGCUCAGAUGGCCAAGCAACAGGAGCAGGACCCCACCAACCUUUACAUCUCAAACCUGCCCAUGUCCAUGGACGAGCAGGAGCUGGAGAACAUGCUGAAGCCCUUCAGCCAGGCCAUUUCCACUCGCAUCCUCCGUGACGCCAACGGAACCAGCCGGGGAGUGGGCUUUGCCAGGAUGGAGUCAACAGAGAAAUGUGAAGCCAUCAUCCAACAUUUCAAUGGAAAAUACAUCAAGACUCCACCUGGAGUUCCAGUGCCGUCAGAGCCUCUGUUGUGUAAAUUUGCUGAUGGAGGCCAGAAGAAGCGACAGAGCCAAGGGAAAUAUCUGCAGAACGGCCGGCCCUGGACGAGAGAUGGGGACACGGGAGGAAUGACGCUGACCUAUGACCCCACCACAGCCUUACAGAACGGGUUCUACUCCUCUCCCUACAGCAUCGCACCUAACCGGAUAAUUGGGCCGACCUCCCUCUCUCCAUACAUGCAUUCACCUGUGUCCACCUACCAGGUACACAACCCAUCCUGGUUACAUCACCAGUCGUAUAUCAUGCCGCCCACAGGAGCAGUCCUGACGCCAGGAAUGGACCACACCAUGUCCAUCCAGCCGACCUCGAUGAUGGGGCCCCUGACACAGCAGCUCAGCCACCUCUCCAUGGGCAGCAGCGGCACAUAUAUGCCUGCAAACACAUCUAUGCAGGGGACCUACAUCCCCCAGUACACCCAAGUGCCUGCCACCAACAUCUCAGUUGAGGAAAGUGCUGUCCAACAACCCGUUGCCAUAGAGACGCCCACAGAACACACAACCUACUCCUACCAGCAUAACAAGUGAAGAGGUGGCAGAGAUCUUCCUCUGGAGCCGCAGUGAGUCUUGAAGUGGCCCAAAGUGCCGAAACAAAGUGACUCUGCGAGUAAGAAACCAGACACGUGGGAGGAUCGCGGACUGUUACACAGAAAAAAAAAAAAAAAAGAAAGAAAAAAAGAUAUUUUCUACAAACUCAUAUUUUAAAACAAACUCUUUUACUCCGAGCAAGUAAGGCUGGAGGAUGGAUGGCAGGCAAUGGGGGGAUGGAAGAGCAGAACGAGGAGCAUCUAUUUUGAUAACAGUCAAGAUAAAAAAGUCUCACACGCUACACAGGUUUUAAAGGUUUGGGGUUUUUUUUGUGCAUUAUCAUUAUUCUUUUCUGAUACUUCUCCGGGGAGCCAGGAUGAAACCGUGAAAAGGACAUUUCAACAUGUUUUUAUUUUUGAGUUCUGUUUUGUUUUUGUAAAGUAUGCUACUUUUAUUUCACUUUCCUUGGUCUGAUACUUUCAGGCUUUGAACCUGCCUUUUUGUACAUGAUUCUUUGAGUUGCCGUGUUUCUAGCUUCGUGUGUACAAGUUUGAUUGAUUGGUGCAGAUAUUUGAAAUUACAGAAAGCUCAAAAAAACCCAAACUGAAGUCAUUCAAAAAGCCAACGACGGAUAAUAUGGUGCUGACUUGGGUAAGCUUCUCUUGAAGUGGCAGCAAGUUCAUCAGGUAUGAAACCUCACUUUUUUUUUUUUUUUUGGCACUUGACUCUCAAAUAAUUUAUAGUUCCAGCAAUCUCGACUGAGCUUCAGACAAUCAGAAGAUUAAAGAGAGGAAAAACGUUUAGAGAUGAUGGUCACUGGUGACAGAUUUCACGGAGAAGAUGUCUUUGAAAGAGCUAAAUAGAUUCAAAGCAUUCCAGAGAUUACUAUCAGAAAGGUCUAAAUGUUAGUUCACUUUGAGUUGCUCCACUUGAUGAAAUCCAAAGUUGCUUAACAGGGAUCACAUCUCUCACAGAGCUGACUGUAAAUAAAAGAUUUAAAUUUAUUAAGGCUUCCUCUUGAUUUCCUUUUAUCGGUGUAGUAAUGCUUCAGCUAUUUCGGUGAGGACAUUAUACCAAAUUGUUACCAAACACAGCAAUACAUGUGUGUGUUGCAUGUGUUCUGUUUUAAAGGAGACAUAUCAUGCUCAUUUUCAGGUUCAUAUUUUCAUUUUGUUUUGGUUGCUACUAGAAUAGGUGUAUGUACUUUAGUGCUUAUAACAAAAAAAGGUAUUCGUUUUCUCGUACUGUCCAGUACAGCCUCCUCUGAUUGGUCAGCUCAAACACAGCUGAGCCAGCAACACUCACUGUGUCUCUGGUCUGCUCUGUUGUGUUUUCAACUUCCAGUUAGCUUCAGUUCCAACAUGAGUAUGGGCGUAAAUUAUUCAAAUGUGUUACAUGGUGAUGUAGUGUGAUGUCACAAGAUCGCAGAAUUAAAGGCAGGACUACUCUCAAGGCGUUUCAGGCGCUUCGGGAGCAGUGUUUUCUGUGGGAGAAAGGAGCUCCUCCUUGAGAUUUUUAGCUCUGAAAUGAUUUUACGUGCAUGUGAACCUGUAUAAAACACUGAAGGAAAGGAAGCAACUGAUAAAGCAUCAUAGGUCUCCUUUAACCAGAGUCUCCACUAAAUCCUCAAACUGUAUUUUCUGAAGCAAGAAUGAGAUGUCGUUAUUAGAGUAUGAAGUUCUUAUUACACAGACAUGGAGAUCAAGCAGUAAGCGUGGCUCUGUCCUGUUAUAUCUUCAGAAAACACUAUGAAGGUGGAUUAUUACAGCCAGUGUAGAGAUGUUUUGUAACUGGCCAUUGCUGUGUGUUUGUGUCUUGUUUCUGCAUUCUGGUUUUUCAACCAUUUUCUUUUUUGUUUGUUUGUUUGUUUUUUUACAUUUCUUAUUUAAAGGUUUUCUUAUUUUGAUUUUAAACAGUUCAGUUUUAAAACUUUUAAGAUUGAUCCUAUUUUUCAAAGAAGCUUUGAUUUUAUUUUUGAUAGUGUGUUGUGUGCUUCAAAUAGAGAUAAAGUAGAUGUUUUCAACUUUUUUUUUCAAAAAGGCUGUUUUUUGUUUGUAUGUUUGCAUUUCUCUCGUUCUGGUUUCAGUGUUGACGUCACAGAGGCUUUAAUAUUUUCUACAGACAUUUCAGUUCUGGCUGUGUCACAAAUGUUCGGCACCUUGUGAACACGACUCCGGAUCGUGGAUGAAUUGUGUACACUUGGUUCUGGUGCAUUGUUACAGAGUUGUGGCCCCAAGCAGUUGGGAACACGUCAGAGAAAUAUAUGUUCAAAACCUCAACUUACCUCAUCCUGCCAGUAGAUUCAGUUUGUGUACAAGGUUCACUGGCAAUAACCGACUACAGUAGGUCUACAGUAGGUCUCAUGGCUGUUCACAGCUGGUACUGUGUCCACAUCCUUUAACUCUUCCGUCCAAUGUUCGGAAAACAUGCCCAAGGUCUGACGAUCUAUGCAAUUAAUUUAUUAUCCUUAUGAAUGCAAUACUACAGAUAUCCAAUGACAAUGGAUCGCCUCACAAUAUGACUUCACAGUCUGGCUCACAUGGCUUUUUGCUUUCAUCACGCAUACGAUGAGAUUUGUUUGUUUUCCGACUGACUCGAUCAUCCUUGUUUCAUUUAUUGUUAGAAAGAUUGCUGCAUUAAAAGGGAACUAUUUCAUACCAAAAUGUGGUUGUUAAUAUGACUGUAGGAAAACGUAGGAGCUCUAUGGCAGGCUUGUUUUAUGUGAAUGAAGGCGGGUCACCCACUCGUCUGCCCAACUUUUAUUUUACAUGGACGCCGUAGAGUUCGUGUUAGAUGUAAUUCUCCAUUCCAUCCAGCUGCAGUUUUUAUGUUUUGUGUGUCCCAUCUUGUCCUAAUGUGUUAACUUGCUUUCUUGCUGAGUAACUGAUGCUGUUUUCCUCUUUUUUUAAAACCAUGAAACAGUUCAUUUCCAGGAGAAAAUUAAACUUCACAGAAAUGCCUUAGAUUUCACUGGAAGGGAGAGUGAAGUGCUAUUCAGAUUUGACGCACUUGAACUCUUGACUGGAAUUUUGUUUUUUCAUGCACUGCUAAUGUUGAAACGAUUUUUUGUUAUAUCAAACUACUCUGAACAUAGAUCUAUGAAGCAAAGGACUAUUACGACUUUUAAUUACUAUUUUGGGUCCAAAACAUUGAAGAAAAAAAUUGAAUGGUGGCUUACUGAGUCUAAUGAACUAUUGCUGCUAAUUUUGGAGUGCUAACUAUUUAGAGAUAUUCUAGCUGAAGGUCAUUCAAUAUAUCAAGUCACAUUUGGGUCAGUUUGUAACUCAUGUUCAAUGAUGUCCAUGCAGUCUUGUUUUUUUGUGCAUCAACCAACCUCUCCUCAGUAAAUGUUUGUCUGUGCCAUGAUACAGGUCUUUGUCUUCUAGAAAAAAAACCCUACAGCUAUUAAACUUUUAACUUGGUUUGGUUUUGAACUUGUCAUUUUUUUAAUAAAAUUUUUUUUCACUGUG
Messenger RNA from Acanthopagrus latus (yellowfin seabream), 4826 nucleotides. It is a transcript of the gene rbms2b, whose product is annotated as RNA binding motif, single stranded interacting protein 2b. Gene Ontology annotation, molecular function: poly(U) RNA binding; mRNA 3'-UTR binding; poly(A) binding. Lineage: Eukaryota; Metazoa; Chordata; Actinopteri; Spariformes; Sparidae. The record is from RefSeq and is a predicted model, not a curated record. The transcript has 14 exons. Gene Ontology annotation, cellular component: nucleus; cytosol; ribonucleoprotein complex. The coding region runs from base 124 to 1356 and encodes 410 amino acids.